CGUGCAGCCACGCGGAGCGUUGGGAAGCCCCGCCCCGGAAGGACCUCGCUGCCGGACCGCCCGCAUUGCCAUGACAACAGUGUCCACCGCGGCCCAGGCGCAGCCCAGGCGCAGCUGCUGCUCCGGCGGGACCGAGGCAGGACCGCGGGCUCCGGCCUGGGCCCUCCGCCGCCGCCGCCUCUACCGCCGACGCCGCCAGCUCCAUACCCUCUGUCCUCGGGCCCGUGGCCGGGGGCCGCCCCUAUGCCGAAGAUGAAGGCGCUGCAGUGCGCUCUGGCGCUGGAGAUCCGCUCCAUAACUUGUCCACGUCUACAGCUGAAAGACAAAGAAGACGUUUAUCUCAGCGUUUGUGUAUUUGGCCAGUACAAAAAGACAGAAUGCGUCCCUCCUAUCUUCCCACUGGUCUUCAAUGCCAGAAUGGUUUUUGAAAAGGUGUUCCCUGACGCCAUAGAUCCGGGAGAUGUAGUAGCACAGCUCGAAUAUGACACAGCAGUGUUUGAGUUGAUACAGCUUGUUCUGCCAGUGGGUGAAACACUCUCUACAUAUGAGGAGAACACGAGAGACUUCAUGUUCCCUGGUCCAAAGCAAAUGUCUGGACACCAUGAUUCAAACCGCCAAGUUACGAUGCAGAGGAUUUCUGGUAUCAGAAAAUAUAAUUUUACCUCUAAGGACUGCUUUGGCUGCAUCCCAGAAAUUUUGGGACUUGCCCCAAGACUGGAAUUUUCUACUACAUCUGUGAUUACAGAAUGUCUGAUCAGUUCAAGGAAGUGUCGAGGAGUCCAGGAUAAACUGCUAUGCCAUGCCAACCCUGCUGAAAGGAACCAUGGCCGAAUGCAAAUGAGGGGGGCAGCAAGACCUUCCAAGAAGAAGUCCAGGUCCCCUGAGAGACACAAGUAUUGCGUAAACCCACGGAACUAUGAGCAGCCCACCAUCUCAUCCAAGUGCCAUUCUCCAUCCCCAUACACCAAGAGGCGGAUGUGCGAGCUGUCGGAAGACACCAGGCGGCGCUUAGCUCAUCUCAACCUGGGACCCUACGAGUUCAAAAAAGACACUGACAAACCUCCGUUUGUCAUCAGACAUGCUGACACCCCAAACCCCAAGCUUGAGGCUCUUCUUGGAUAUUCUGGCAGGGAAUCUUCAAGAGAAGGAUGGUGCAAAAUGCACAACGAUCACACUCAUCUUGGCAGCUACCGACCCAAGGAUUAUAAGAUUACUAAGCCUUCUCAUGGGAGAGACCGUGAAGAUUCUCUCGACCGGUGUGAAGAAUAUCUCGCCUCGAGGCAGUCUAGGCCACAUAACACAGAUAGGAAUCUCUUGGUCCAUUCAGCACCCUCCACAAUGCAGAAACGUUCUCCUAGCCCGGUGCUCAAUCACUCAUCUCUCAGGGAAAGGUAUCAUUCAGAUUGGUGUUCACCUUCAAACUCAGAUGAAAUACACGAGCGGGUAAAGAAUGUAUUGAAAUCACACGGGACUCAUCAAAGAUGUCUAUAUGAUGAGAGAGACCAGGAAAAAGAUGAGGAGCUGGACCUGAAGAGAAGUUUUGCAUAUAAAGACUCCCUCUGUGACAGUGAUCCAGAGUACAGUUCCUUAUAUAGGCCACGUCCCUUGGUCCACUUGGAUAACGGUGAAUACUGGUCCAACCGAGCAGCAGCUUAUAAAGGAAAGUCCCAUCGAGGCAACUUUGAGAACAGCAUGGACAAAAUCUAUAGGAACUUGUACAGGAAAGCCUGUGGUUCCAGCACACAGGAAAGCUUAUAACACCUACGACAAACUGUACUUGCCCAGGCAUGCUUCUCAAUGAAAUCUGUUAAUAGAA
Messenger RNA from Monodelphis domestica (gray short-tailed opossum), 1816 nucleotides. It is a transcript of the gene SPATA6, whose product is annotated as spermatogenesis associated 6. Gene Ontology annotation, molecular function: myosin light chain binding. Gene Ontology annotation, cellular component: sperm head-tail coupling apparatus. Gene Ontology annotation, biological process: spermatogenesis; motile cilium assembly. The record is from RefSeq and is a predicted model, not a curated record. Lineage: Eukaryota; Metazoa; Chordata; Mammalia; Didelphimorphia; Didelphidae.